Messenger RNA from Lates calcarifer (barramundi perch), 2202 nucleotides. RefSeq names its product outer dynein arm-docking complex subunit 1. The transcript is spliced from 14 exons. Gene Ontology annotation, biological process: outer dynein arm assembly; cilium movement. Lineage: Eukaryota; Metazoa; Chordata; Actinopteri; Centropomidae. Gene Ontology annotation, cellular component: axoneme. The coding region runs from base 220 to 1821 and encodes 533 amino acids. The record is from RefSeq and is a predicted model, not a curated record.
AAAAAAAACUGCUAACGGUCGUACUAUGUGAUUACCGUUAAUUAAUUAGCUCCUAACUAGCUUGUCCAACAUACACAGUAAAUUAGGCCUUUUGAUACAAAGGUCUCCAUCUAUAUAAAUCUGCCGUUUUAACUUUUAGCGUUAGGUACCUUCAGCGAGUUUGACGUUAAUGCCGAGGAACCGAAGCCAAUUAAUCAAGUUGACUAAAUACAAAUUCAAAUGACUCAAGACAGACCAAAAUUCAACAUGAGUCAGCGAUCAUCGGCUGUUAGAAGUCAACUACUUGGAGAAUUUUUUACGGAAACGGACCUGAACAAACUGCAGCUGCAGUAUCGCAGAUCAGAGGCAGUCAAGCGGGCAUACUCUAAGAACACCAGAGUCCUCAUCUACAGACACAGACGAGAAAUCCAGCGACUCCAAGAUGAACGUGACAAGCUUUUACGCAACCUUGGCGUCUCUCAGACCAGUUGUAGCAGUUGGACUGAUGGUAGCACUGUUCAAGACCUUACUUCCCUGUUGGCCUGUGGAGACAGACUAGAUGAGGAGCUGAGGGCUGAAAAAGAUAAAGUGGCAUCUUUGAAAGACCAGAUAUCGAAAUGGGAGAGGAAGUUGGUGGGAAAGAGGGCCACUGGUGGAACUACAUGCCAUAGUUGGAAAUCUGAUAACAGAAACUUAGUUAAAACCACCUGCUUAACAGAAAACAAACUGGACAGGGGUUGCAAAUGCUUCAAUGAGCUGAUGACAAGGAAUGGACAGUUGAGGGAGGAUUUGAAAACACUACAAAUGGAGAAGAAACAUUUCCUUCAUGUUCAGUCUCAGCGGACAAAGGAGCUGCAUGCCAUUCGCAAGGAUAUUUGUAACAUGAUGACUAAAUGCACCGAAGCCUUUAAUGCCAGUGUGAAAAUCCAGGAAAAACUGAGGAUUCUGAUGGACCAGAAUGCUAAGGAUAUGGCUCAGUACAUCAAAGAGAGGAGAGGCCUGGAACGAGGAAUCUCCCAUUACUGCAACUUUAAGGCUUUCCUAGACAUAAAGACUAUUGUGCGCAUGAACCAGGAAAUCGACCACAGUCAAGUGGAGAAAUGCAAGGAGCUGGGGUCAAAGGAAUGGGCAUUGGAGGAUUUUGAGGAUGCUAUGAAAAAAAUCUUCAGAGAGACAGCAGAAAGUGACCUGGACAAACUGGUCAGGAACUUCAUACAAAUGGAGGGGCAGAACUACACUUUACUGAACUUUGUCAACUAUCAGCACAAUGAAGCAGAGACCAUUCAAGACAGAUCUCUCAGCUUCUCAGUGAGAGGGAGAUUUUUUCAGCUGAGGACCAGCAGCAACAGGAACGUACAGCAGGUUCGUCAGAUGAAGGUUUCCAUUAAGCAAGAAGCUACUGAUCAACAGCUUCCAGUUUAUAAACAGCGUGUGCAGUUCAUGGAAAAGCUCCUAGAUCAGCUCAAAGAAGGUGUCAAAUCACUGCUUCAGAUCAGCUAUAACAACUCUGAGAUCUUUGACCAAUUAAGCUCCUCCGAUGGGGUCCAGGAUGAAGAUGUCACAGAGUACCUGAAAAUGGUGGAGGACAGAGUCAACGAGCUGCUCGCUCUGCAGUCCUAUCUUCAUUUCCAGGAAAGCCAGUGGGACAUUGACAGUCUCAAUACUAUUGCCAGCCAGCUCCUGGGUAUAACUCCACCAUCUGUCAGUCUGACCACGGCUGCUGCGACUCCCGCACCUGGUAACGAUCCAGACUUAGUGGAGUCAGUGCUGCUGGAUGCAAAGGAGCCAUUGAGUAGAGACGAUCUCCUGACACUGGUCAAUAAGAAGGGUGAGUACAAUUGACAUAAUUAAGAUUAAAGAAAUGCAAAAAAACGAUUUGUACAAAGCAAAUUGUAAAACCUUUUCACUAAUAUUCCUAUCUUUAAAUCUUUGUCUGUUUCAUUGGGAUUAUUGUAGACAUGAUAAAAAUGAGGUUUUCUUUAAUUCAUCCCUCAGAUUCAGAGGAAAAAGAAGGCAGACUGACCUCAUGGUUACACUUGGUGCUGCUCCUUGGAGCUGCCAUGAGCUACAUCAUGGAGCAACACAAGGCCAUGAGUUUCAGACAUGAUAUUAUACUGUAUGCUUUUUAGUGAGUUUAUAUAGACAUGCUGCAAAGCUUAAACACACCAGUUAUUCAGUAACCCUCUUAAGGUAACAACUUAAAUUAAAAAGAAGCAUUGUGUA